Messenger RNA from Paraglomus occultum, 366 nucleotides. The record is from the annotation of a GenBank genome assembly. Lineage: Eukaryota; Fungi; Glomeromycota; Glomeromycetes; Paraglomerales; Paraglomeraceae.
AUGGCUAUGAAGACUUUCUCAACUAAGGUGUAUCUUGGAGAUAUCGUUCGCAUAUCUGGCGACAGUACUAAUGAAUUAGGUUUAGUGUCGAAGACUUGGUUUGAAUUUGAGGAUCCACCGGAGGAAGAUUCAAUUUCCGAACUCCCUUCUGGAAUGGCUAUGCAGUUGUAUCUUGGUUAUCUGGAAAAUCACCUGAAAAUGUUCAUGAGGAUCAGUUGGAGGUUAUUGACAGAUAUCCUUCCUGAGAUGAAUUUUGUUGGAGAUGUUGUAAAGAGAUCAGGAAACGAAAUGAUAUCUGGAACGAUUAUCGGUGUGAAUGGAGUCGCAGACAUCAAACAUAAAGUUGCUAAUGUGGCUAUUACACAA